AUGGAACACACUCUCCUCCCCCGCCAUGGCGGCAUGGACAUGGGCAUGGCGAGCAACGUCUCCUGCACGGCCGAGAUGAUCUGGAACUGGAACACAAUCGACAGCUGCUUCCUCGCUGAAUCAUGGCACGUGACCACAAAAGCCAUGUUCGCCGUCUCGUGCAUCGGCGUCGCCCUCCUCGGCGUCUCUCUUGAAUUCCUCCGUCGUGUAUCCAAGGACUACGAAGAGUCCCUGCAGCGACAAUUCCAACGGCACGCGAUCGCUCAACUUGACGAUCCGCUUGUAUGCGGGGCGCCGCCGAGUGUCAUGACGUUCCGCGCAAGUCCGAUCCAGCAGGUCAUCCGGGCGAUUCUGCACGUCGCGCAGUUCGGGACUGCGUAUAUCACCAUGUUGAUCGCCAUGUAUUACAAUGGGUACAUGAUAAUUUCCAUAUUCAUCGGGGCAUUCUUGGGGAAGUUGUUCUUUGACUGGGGGCAAUAUCGCGUGGUACUUGGCCAGACGCAGGGACCGAAGCAGGCGACGGUGCAGGUGCAGGAGGAGGCGACCAAGUGCUGUGGAUGA
This is a messenger RNA of Aspergillus calidoustus, 561 nucleotides long. Lineage: Eukaryota; Fungi; Ascomycota; Eurotiomycetes; Eurotiales; Aspergillaceae. The record is from the annotation of a GenBank genome assembly.